This is a messenger RNA of Rotaria sp. Silwood2, 1575 nucleotides long. NCBI's taxonomy places the organism in Eukaryota, Metazoa, Rotifera, Eurotatoria, Philodinida, Philodinidae. The record is from the annotation of a GenBank genome assembly.
AUGAAUGCUAUUAGUACGAUAUUUUUUCUUAUCGUAUUAUCUACGUGCAAUGGAAAAUCAAUAUUAAAACGAAAAUGUGCAGAAGAUACAAUUGAUUUUGCCACUAAAGUAGAAAAUUCAUCGAUUGUUGUUUAUGGAAAAGCAAUUGAAAAAGUCUUGGAAGAAGAAAGUGGAUCAACAUUUCGUGUGAUAUUUCGAGUUGACUGUAUUUUGAAAGGACCACCUAUAGCAAAAUAUAUUAAUAUUACACGAGCUGGUCGAGCUGAAGGUAAAAUAUAUUGUCAAAAUUUUCCUUCUGCUUUGGAUCAAACAGUUGCUUUUCUUGAACUUGAUUCAUCAAGUGAUUCAAAAACAUUUAUUCCAUCUGAUUUUGCUGAAAUAGUUUUCGAAGACGAUUCAAUAAAUGAAGAACUAGUUAAUACAUGUAAUCUUCAACAAUCGGUUCCACUUGAUUCAUCAUUAUCAAUUACUGAUGUAUGUCCUUCGGUUUCGACUGGUCCUCAAUGUAUUCAGACAACAAUCAAAACUUCUAUGGAUUUAAUUAGUAUUGGUUCAGACUUAUCACCAACAGUUAUUCCAGGUGGGUCACAAUAUGAAAUCGAUACUAUUCGAAGUAUUGCUGAUGAUCCACAAAUAACAUCAUGUUGUAACCGAGUAUUUUGUGCAAAAGAUGCUGAUCUAAAUCAAUAUACAAAUGGUUGUCCAUUAUGUCGUAAAAAACAUUUUGCAUUCAAAUCAUCUCCUAAACAUAAAGAAAUGCUCGAACAACUAACUAUUAAAUGCGUUUGCUCAGAACAUAUAGCUCCCGAUGAAUAUGAGAGACAUCUAGAACGAUGUUCGAAUGUAACAUUGACUUGUCCACAUAAUACUUGUCGAGAAAAGAAUGAUUUAACAAAAUAUAAUUCUCAAGAACUUGUUAGUCAUCUUGCUCGAUAUCAUUGUAAUGAAGUUUCUUUACUUGGUUCAACAUUUAUAAAUAAAAAAUCUGUUGAGUCUUAUAAAAAAGCAUCUAUCAAAUAUCAUGAUCUUGUUUCAACACUUUAUUCAGUACUUUAUCCAAAAAUGAUUGAUAUACAAUUAAAAAAUUGUUCAUCAACUGUUCGAAAUUCGUCAAUAUUCAAAUGUCCACAUGGACAUAAAUUAAUUGAAGCUGAUAAUACAAAACGUAAACGUAAAAAUGGUUCGGUUUAUUCGUCCUCCAGUUAUAAUUGUGAUAUAUGUCAUCAUUCAUUUGCAGAUGGUCAAUCGUGGCAUUGUUCUUGCACAGAUACUGGUUUUGAUAAAUGCGUUGCUUGCCUUGUUUUUCAAUUAUAUAACAUUGAUAAUAAUGUAUUAAAAUUAGCAAGUCAAGAUAAAGAAAAACAACAAGAACAUUAUAGACGAGGUAGUAUUCGUAAUAUUGUACAUUUACCACGUGGUAUAUUUCGUUUAUUAACUGGAAAUAUGGGUGAAAAUGAAGAUAAUAAUGAUUCUAGUCUUUUACCAUUAAGAAAUCGAGCACCAUUUUCAAAUGAACAACAUAUAUCUGAAAGAAGAGAAAAUAAUAGGAAUGAAGAUAAUCAUCACGAAGAUUAA